CGUAGGAAUUUGAAACAAUCGCGCACGUCACUAUUUUCAGUUAGAUUUUUGCGGGAAAAAAGUCUGUAUAAAUACACGUUGCAUUCGAAUAUGUCCGGAGUCCGGAGCUACGGUUAAAUUUUGAACAGACAUUUUCCUUUUAAUCGACUUAAACUAAGCAAGAAAACUGCUUGAAAGAAAGAUAAUUUCGUAUGAUUUAGCCUCGAGUAAUUGUUUAAAUUUAAAACCUUAAUAGAUCAUCAAGUAUCUUCUAGAAUUUUCUGGGCCAAUAUCUCGGAUAUUGCACCCAGCAACAGGUCCUAUGCUCUAUCCUUGUGGUGGUGGUAGUGGUGGUGAUGGUGGGAGGCACAUCUGUUCAUUUAAAUAAUAUUUGCAGUCUCCAGUUAGUGCAUAGUUAGAUUUACAUUGUUGAGUGAUUCGAAUAAUCAACAUCUCAAGAAAUGGCAAACAAUAUCUAUUACUCAGAUAAAUACUACGACGACGUCUACGAAUACAGGCAUGUGGUACUGUCCAAGGAGUUGGAGAAGUACGUGCCAAAAACACAUUUAAUGUCGGAGCAGGAAUGGAGAGCCCUUGGAGUGAGGCAAAGCGAAGGAUGGGUGCAUUACAUGACUCAUCAACCCGAACCUCACAUUCUUCUGUUCAAAAGGAAAAGAACCACUCCAGUAGGCGAAGAAAAUUCGUAAACUAUUUUCUUGAAAUCCUACCUAAUUUUUAAAUUGUGUCUGUUUUUAAUUCAUUUUUAAGUUUUAAUUUUAAAUAGAAGGUAUUAAAUGAAAGUUUAAAUAUAAGUUUUAGAAAUUUUUUAUGAUUACUUUUAUUGCAUACUUUCGUAAGUGAAGAAACACAAAAUUGUACAAGCGAUGAUGACUAUUUAUAUCUCUAAAUAAUUUAUUGUCCGUUAUCUGUCAAUCAAAACUUGAAUAUUUGAUGCAGCAUAGAUAAAAAAAAUAUUCUAAGAGCUUCAUUGUAAUUUUUUCUAAUUAAUUUUAAGCAAUUGUAAAAAUUCAAGUUAUCUGUCAAUCGUGUGCUGUAAAUCUUUUUCCAGCCAAUAAAUGUUACUACAUUUAAUGUAAUUACAAUGUAUUCAUUAAUGAGUUCUUGAAGAACAGCUAUAUGAUCAAUGAAAUUUACUUACAAUAACAUCAAA
Molecule: messenger RNA, 1150 nt
Organism: Trichogramma pretiosum
Lineage: Eukaryota; Metazoa; Arthropoda; Insecta; Hymenoptera; Trichogrammatidae
Gene: Cks30A
Product: cyclin-dependent kinases regulatory subunit
Exons: 2
Coding region: 441-686 (81 amino acids)
Biological process (GO): regulation of mitotic cell cycle
Cellular component (GO): cyclin-dependent protein kinase holoenzyme complex; SCF ubiquitin ligase complex
Molecular function (GO): protein kinase binding; cyclin-dependent protein serine/threonine kinase activator activity; ubiquitin binding
Source: RefSeq, a predicted model, not a curated record